Messenger RNA from Exophiala viscosa, 3796 nucleotides. RefSeq lists its product as uncharacterized. The transcript has 4 exons. Bases 195 to 3467 code for a protein of 1090 amino acids. NCBI's taxonomy places the organism in Eukaryota, Fungi, Ascomycota, Eurotiomycetes, Chaetothyriales, Herpotrichiellaceae. Gene Ontology annotation, biological process: eisosome assembly. The record is from RefSeq and is a predicted model, not a curated record.
CUGCUUGUUCAACAAGAGACGGGCGGCAGUUCAGUAGCUCUUUUUCCUAUCACUCUUAUUGUCGUCGUCGAUAGAAACUGCACAUUUACAACUCUUACCUCCAUGUUGCGGUAGCCUCAUUGCGUGCGCCGACCUUUAUCCUCGUUGCGACAUAGAGCUCUUCCUUUAUCUGCGUCAUUUGGAGCCAAGGAAGAAUGUCGGCACUCAGCGCCCCGAAGGAAGCAAGCUUCCCUUCGGUCGAAAAGCACCUGGAAGAUCAAGCGGCAUCAGCAGCAUUGUAUCAACCCAGAGAUACAGCCUCCAAGCAGCGCGCUUCCUCAAUCCUGGAUAAGAAUGGUCGGCUAUCUUCUGCCAGCGCCGCCACCUCUCUGAAAUACGCUCGAGCUGAAGACCUACCUUCGUAUCCUUCCAAGGGAGGAGUCAAACUGGCAUCUGCCGGUGCCGCCGCAAGUCUCGCAGACUCCAAUAAGAAAUCAGUCGACCUUUGGAAACCGGGUAAUAUUCCUGCGGCAAACAUUGCUGCAGAUAAAGCCAAAGACUAUGAGAUGGACCCCCUGUGGGAGCCAGAAUUAAGCAAGGCCGGUUCGAAGGCAGCACUGAUCGCGAACAGAGACCAGGCCCCAGUGACUAUAUGGAGGGCCACAGAAUCAGAGAAUGGAUCUACUGCUGCGAUUUCCGCACUUCAGAACCAGUCUUCUCCCCCUGCCAUAACUGAGAGAGAAGUAUCGAAGGAUGGGCGCCAGAAGGCAUUGCUAGCCGCAACAGCAUCCAUGUCAAGCGGAAGACGUCGAGCAGAGUCAGCUCCCAUGAAACCACAGCCUCCACCAGGCAACUCUGCAUGGGCUCUGAAAGCCGCAAAUUCGAUAUCCGGAAGGAACUCGUCCGAUAUCCCACGUCCGCAACAGAGCACCGACUCCUCAAAUUUAGAUCCAGCUCGAAUUCAAAACAUGGCGCGCAAAAACGUGAAUAGGCAGAUGUACACCGCAAACCCACCGGUGGCAAUCGAGGUCGAAGAGAGGAACAGGCAGGAUACGUUGCGAGCUUCAGCAGUAGCUAUGGCCAAAAAGAUGUAUGCCAUUCAACAAACUCACAUCGAUGAUGCCAGAGGCAUUCGGCGUUCAGAAAGCCAUUACGCCGCACACACUGCCAGGAAGAGAGCGCAAUCCGAUGCGGCCAACGAAGCUAUCCCUGAAGAACUCCCUCGAUACCAAAACUUGGAGGAAGCUGCGCGCAAACUGGCGCAGGAGCGACUUGCUAAACUACAUGACGAAAAUGCUGAAUACCGGCAAUACUACGUACAGACAUCGCCACAAAAACAGUCGCGAUUGUCGUUACGAGGACGCCCUCGACGGACAUCUAAUCUGCAAGAUGAUAGCGAUUCGGAUGAAGAACAGUCUCGCAGAAUCAAAACGCAGAUGUCCAUCUUCCAAAGCAAGCUGGCUGAGGUCGACACCAAGAAGCGACAAGCUGACAGGGACAAUUUAUUGGCCAUUGCUCACAAGAACGUUACUGCACGCAUGAAUGCCAUCGAUGAGAAGGUCUUCUCGGAAACAGGAAAGACUAGCCCGCAACAGCGUGAGCAAUGGGAGCGACAAGCACGAGAAAGAGCUCAACGAGAUAGUGAUGAAAGAAUGGUCAAUGUUGGCAAAGUCCACAUCGGUGGAGGUAAAUACCUCGAUCAAUCGGAAAUCGACGCAAUUGCGAGGGCUCGAUUGCAACCAACCUUUGACGAGAUUAACGAGAAAGCCGAAGCACAACGCGCUAGAGACGAAGAGAUCAGGAAAGAACAGGAAAGAAUCAAGGCUGAGCAAGAAGCUGAAAGACAACGACAAGCAAAAAUCAAGGCUGAGCAGAAAGCAGUUGCAGAUCGUGAGAAAGCAGAAGUCCGAGCUCAAAAGGCCGAAGAGAAACGAAAGCUUGAAGAGCAGAAGCAUGAAGAACGUCGUAUCAAAACCGAACAAAAGGCCGCCGAGAAGAAAGCACGUGAAGAAGCUCUUGCCGCAUCAAGGGGUACGGAAGCGACACCGACUAAGAAAGGGUUCGCGGGUUUCCUGUCGAGAGGUACUGCCGGAGCGGGAGCUGGAGCGGUUGCAGCAGGGGCUACACCUGCUGCUGAAGUCGCUGUUGAGGGUACUACAGGAUCUGUUGAUAGACCUGUCUACCCGACAAUGCCACCAGUGGAACCAGGAGAACUCGCUGGGGACACUGUCCACGAUCAGGUCACUUCCGACAAGGGUGAAGCUCCACAUAUCAUAUCAACUGACAAUGAGGCCGGUGUUGCGGGUUUGCACGAGGAGGUGACAACAGACGAGCGUGAAGCUCCGCACGUCAUUUCCGCCGAUACUGAGGCUGGUCUCGGGGCGAAGUCGUUGGAAGAGACGACAGACGCUGAACCUGUCACAGAGAGUGGUGUGAAGGACGCCGUCUCUGGUCAGCCGUAUUCAGCAGUACAAGAACCAACAUCAGCUACGUCGCCCACUUCCCCAACCUCACCGUCCAAGAGAGCCUCGACAUUGGGGUCAUGGUUCAAGAAAUUCAGGACUGGAUCUAAGGCGGAGAAUGAUGCCGAGAAGCCGGCUCUGACAGUUGCUGAGCCUACGACUGCCACUGCCGACCACACCCAAGGUAUUGAGGAGGAAGAAGAUGAGCCGGCCACCGACUCGAUACGCGACGUUGCUCUGGCAGGUCGAAAGAGCGACGCGGAAACUGAUGACUUGUACGGAGGAUCUGCUCUAGAGGAAGGAAGAGUAUCACCGGUGCAAGAGGGGCAUGGUGAGACCUACGACGCUGUCACCGACCCAGCAAGACCCAUCAGUCCGGUAUCCGAGUCUGAUGCCGACGAGGAGCCAUAUGUGAUGGCCGCUGAUGUUGCCUCAUCCAAGUACGAAUCCGAACAUGGCGGUGGGUCGAAGAGAAAUUCUGGCAUGAAUCAGCUGGACGCUGACGCUGGCGCUGUAUCUGACACUGACUCCGAGCCACGAGGCAGGAAAGGUUUCCGCGAACGCUUCCUCCAGAAAGUCAUUCCUGGCAGAGCGGACAAGGAGAAGCACAAGUCAACCACUGAGCCUACGGUAGCCGUAGCCUCUCCUAUCGCCGAAGAGCCAGCAGAGACCGAGACAAAGACCGAUGCCAAACCUCAUGCCAAUCCGGCCACAGGGAUCCUCGCGGACACAGAGCCUCUACGUGAAAAGAUUCAGGAGCCAUCAACGACUUCAACGGAAGUGCCCGACACGGGAGCUACUACUCCAGCAUUGACGCAGACUCAGACCAAUGGUGACGAUGACGAUGAUUUUGAGGAGGCUCGCGACACGUUCGAUGAGCAGAGACUGCCGGCCACUGCAAGCAUGGCUAAGAUGGAGUCACCGCGCUUGGUCGAAGUCGGCAAGAAGUCUGAAGAUGGGUCUUCUGUCGGUGGGCGCAACAGCAUUGGUAGCGCCACUGGCAGUCGAUUCACCGAGGAGCUCUAAGUUUAUGUGAAAGGAUGGGAAAGGACGGAGAUUUGGGACACCCUGAUACACCCGUUUGCAUGUGUUCUACUUCUUGCUUGACGUGCCUGUGUUUGGUGCCUUGGUAACUGGAUAUCCUGCUCUGUCUACGAUUUUGCUAUUGUGCUGUCUACUACGUCUGCUUCGCCAGUCAUGCAAUACUAUAUUUCCACGCCUUUUCGUGUCCAAGCAGAGUAUGCACUACAUGUCUGAACGCGACGCAUGUAUCACAUCAAUAAUACAGUUUUGCACUGAUGUGCUGGUGCGUAUUGAAGAAGUGUUGAAGAAGCGAUUUGUCCAGCCAGCCUUCC